This is a messenger RNA of Malaya genurostris, 1353 nucleotides long. Its product is annotated as zinc metalloproteinase nas-14-like. The transcript is spliced from 11 exons. NCBI's taxonomy places the organism in Eukaryota, Metazoa, Arthropoda, Insecta, Diptera, Culicidae. Gene Ontology annotation, molecular function: zinc ion binding; metalloendopeptidase activity. Gene Ontology annotation, biological process: proteolysis. The record is from RefSeq and is a predicted model, not a curated record. The coding region runs from base 1 to 1299 and encodes 432 amino acids.
AUGGCUGGUUUAGGUUUGUGGAUAGCACUUGCUGCUUCAGUUUGCUGUGUACUAGCAGUUGACUUCAGGAUACCGAUUCAUCGGAAUCAUCGUCGAGGGACACGCAAUUUUGCCACAAAGCCUUCGUUAGAAGUCGGACAUCGAGUCCGGCGUCAUAAUCACAAAGUGAACAAAACGUUUGCUUUCGAACAAGGUAUUGGAUAUUACUAUCAGUAUGAUAUUAUGUUGGUUCCGGAUGUGGAGCGGAACGCAGUUCCAUUAGAUGCUAGUGGAACUGUCAGAUGGCCUAACGCUGUUGUGCCGUACACGAUCAUCGGUGAUUUUAGCGCUGCUGAGCUUGCAAAUAUUCAAUUUACGAUCCAACAUUACGCCUCCUUGACCUGUAUUAGAUUCGUACCCCGUACUACUGAAACCAAUUACAUCAAAAUCAACAAUAGCGCUACCGGAUGUUGGUCCUACGUAGGAAGACAUUUGGACAACACUUAUAAUUUAGUGAAUCUACAAAAUUCAGGAUGCACGAGCACCGGUACGAUUGCUCACGAGUUCAUGCAUGCUCUUGGAUUUUAUCAUGAGUUUAUGCGACCCGACCGCGAUGACUACAUUUCGAUUGACACCGGGGCACUUUUACCGCAAUAUCAGACAACUGAUUUCUACAAUGCAAAUUUUGCAAAGUAUUCUGCCGACCAGGUCGAACUGUACGGAAUUCCUUACUACUACGGAAGUGUGAUGCACUAUUCCAAGUGGGGAGGAGCGGCAAGCUAUUCUAGACCAGUCAUGAACAAUUUGAAACCCUGGACCGGCGACUUCGGUAAUAAUACUGGACUGUCCGCACCUGAUGUGCUGGCACUUAAUUAUAUGUACUGCAAUUCGUCGACUGUAACUACGACUACUUCAGCUCCGACAACAACGACAACUGUGGCACCGACUACAACCACAACGACAGCCCCCACAACCACAACUACAGUAGCGCCGACGACUACCACGGUUAAACCAACUACUACUACUGCUGCUCCAACAACAACAACUGCUGCUCCAACAACAACUGCUGCUCCGACAACAACGACAACUAAGGCACCAACUACCACCACUACUCUUGCGCCAACAACAACUACCACUACUGCAGCGCCAACGACAACCACGACAACAAAUGUACCAACUACCACUACUUCUGUUGCACCAACAACAACUACGACAACUGCAGCGACAACGACAACUGUGGCGCCCCCUAAGCAAAGACGAGCAGUGUGUCUUCUUUACUUAUUCCGAAGGUGUGUCUUCUACUUCUACUACUAUAAUUGAAUAUUUCGGGCUAAAAGUUAAAAUGCUAUUAGGAAACAUGAUUGAGCUUCCAUA